This is a messenger RNA of Sebastes umbrosus (honeycomb rockfish), 3961 nucleotides long. RefSeq names its product oxysterol-binding protein-related protein 2-like. Bases 272 to 1684 code for a protein of 470 amino acids. Lineage: Eukaryota; Metazoa; Chordata; Actinopteri; Perciformes; Sebastidae. The record is from RefSeq and is a predicted model, not a curated record. Gene Ontology annotation, cellular component: cytosol; intracellular membrane-bounded organelle; membrane. Gene Ontology annotation, molecular function: cholesterol binding. The transcript has 15 exons.
UGUCAGUCACGGUGUCCUUGCUGUGCUGUGAUUGGCUGUCGGACCUGUCAGUCACGGUGCCCUUGCCGCCCACUUCCGCCCAGUUUUGAGAGUGCAGUUCACUCUUUCGAUUGUUUAUGUCACUUGAGCUUCAAUUUGACCUUAAUUCACAGGUGGUGUAUUUGUGGCUGGUCUGUGAUGCUUGGAGAGAAGCUGAGUCUGCAGGGACAGGACAGGCCAGAUGGUGGAAACAUGACUUCUGAGUAACACACAGUUACUUUCUCUGCUCAGUAUGAACAGCGAGGAGGAGUUUUACGACGCUGAGACAGGGCUGGAGUCAGAUGAUUCCUGUGAGGUCAGUUUUAAAGAUGCCCUGGUGUUUGACAGUAAGCAGGUGACUGACGGCAGCGACAAACAGGAGAAUGGAGUGUGGGAGCGCAGGAAAACCCUGCCUGCUGAAAUGAUCUCCAAAAACGAUUUCAGUGUGUGGAGUACACUGAAGAAAUGCAUCGGCAUGGAGCUGUCCAAAAUAGCGAUGCCGGUGGCGUUUAACGAGCCGCUGAGCUUCCUUCAGAGAAUCUCAGAGUACAUGGAGCACACUCACCUCAUCCACAAAACCUGCAGUUUGUCUGACUCUAUAGACCGCAUGCAGGUUGUCGCUGCGUUUGCUGUAUCGGCUGUAGCAUCUCAAUGGGAACGGACUGGAAAGCCAUUUAAUCCUUUACUGGGGGAGACAUAUGAACUCAUACGAGAGGACGAGGGAUACAGAUUGAUCUCGGAGCAGGUGAGCCACCACCCCCCUGUCAGUGCCUUCCAUGCCCAGUCUCUCAAACAAGAGUUUGAGUUUCACGGCUCCAUUUACCCAAAACUCAAGUUCUGGGGCAAAAGUGUGGAGGCCGAGCCGAAAGGCACCAUGACGCUGGAGCUACUGAAGCAUAAAGAAGCGUACACGUGGACAAACCCAAUGUGUUGUGUGCAUAAUGUCAUCCUGGGAAAACUCUGGAUUGAGCAAUAUGGAACCGUGGAGAUAGUCAACCACAGCACGGGAGAUAAGUGUGUGUUGAACUUCAAACCGUGUGGCAUGUUUGGGAAAGAGCUACACAGGGUCGAAGGUCACAUCCUAGACAAAAGUAAGAAGAAGCGGCGAGUGAUCUAUGGAAAGUGGACAGAGUGCAUGUACAGCGUGGACCCCAAGGUUUACGAAGCAUACAAGAAGUCAGACAAGAAGACGGGGGGAGACCCAAAAAAGCUGAAACAGGAACAUAGUUGUGAAGCUGACGAGGCAGACGAGAUGCCAGAAGUUCAAGAGACUGUGACUGUGAUACCAGGAAGUGCCUUACUGUGGAGGAUAACGCCGCGGCCUGCUGACUCAGCACAGAUGUAUAACUUCACCAGCUUUGCCAUGACACUAAACGAACUGGAGCCCGGCAUGGAGAGACUACUGUCGCCAACGGACUGCCGACUGAGGCCCGACAUCAGAGCCAUGGAGAAUGGAGACAUCGACUCGUCAAGUGCAGAGAAGGAGCGGUUAGAGGAUAAACAAAGGGCCUCACGCAGGGAACGCUCCAAGGAUGAGGAGGAGUGGUCAACCAGGUUAGCUGGAAUAAAAGUAGUCUACUUAGCAGCCGUGUCUCUUGAUGCUGCAAAGCCUGUUUCCCAGCUAAAGGUGGUUUCAGCAGGGAACAAACCCUCAUACAGGAGCUGAGGACUGGCUGUACGCAGGUGGAUACUUUGACAGGAAUUACACUGACUGUCCCAACAUCUAUUGACACAGGAGGAGGUGCUCGGUGUGAAGACCUCCUCCUCCUCCUCCUCCUCUGAUAGGAUUCACUUUAUUUCUCAGCAUCUAAGAUAGACGCUCACUGGUACUGUGUCUUUGUUUGAAUCCAUGAAAAGCUGAUAGCAACGUGUUAUCAGACAGUUUAUCAGAUUAUUACUGACUGUGAACAUUGUCCACAGGAGAAAUGUUAUAAUAAGGAGAAUUUUAGAGUUUACUUACUGUAAAUGUUGACAUCUUUAUCUUUAUACGCCCUAAUCAUGACAAUAAUAGUCCACAUGUAUGUUACUCACCUGUCGAGGGGUUUUAAACCAGUCACCUGUGUGUGUGUGUGUGUGCGCGCGUGCGUGUGUGUGUGCGUGCGUGUAUGCAUUAUGUGUGCGUGCGUGCGUGUAUGCAUGUGUGUGUGCGUGUGGUGACCAUGCUGCUGCUGCUGCAGGACACAAAGCUCUGACUUCUAGAGGAUAUAUUCUCAGUUUUAGUUCAGGUACUCAACCGUAAUCUCACCUGUAGAGUACCACACACUUCUUGUCCAGUUGCAUUCAGAAAUCAGGGGUUAUUUAAACACAUCUGCUACUUUUUUUUUUUUUUUUUACCAUAUAACCUAUUUGGAUAUUAGAUGUGUAUUUUAAUUAGCCGUAAACAUCCCUAAAACGUCACACGUGUGAUACAUUUUUCCGUGAAUAGAGACCUACAGUAGAGAUCAAAGCUGCUUAUAACCGUGUUUACCGUCACAGUAAACAUAUUGUUGGUACAUUAUAUUGUCGUCCGCUGUAACAUAGAUGACGUGUAUAAUAAUUGGUGCGUGCAUGUUCACCAAGAUGAUUAUUUACACAAGAUAAAGCCAUAAAAACAUUUUCUGCACUAAGUAUAGUACUGUAAAUGGAUUCGCGUCAAAGGGAUACAGAGCGUUUUGGUUUUAAAGCCGGUGAUUAUCAAAGUCUGACACUAUAAAAACAUGUUGAUGGGAUAUUCUGAGCCAUACAGACAAAACAAGUUCAUAUUAAUGGAUAUUUUAAACUCAUAAUAUUAUUUUUUCUCUUACUUAAAACAAACUAACUGUAAACAGGAAGUAUAGUGUUGCCAUUGAGUUAGUUAGGUAGUUAGCUGUGUUAUUUUUUUUCCCUGUAUUUGUUUAUUUUGGCAAAUUGGCACCAUUAAAAGUUUGCCGAAUUAGCUAUAAAUUAAGUAGUUCCUGUUUGCAAUGUACCCAUAACAUGUACAGACAACUAUCACUGGAUUACUUUGAUACUGAAGAAAAGUUAGAAAUGUGAUGUUUCUCAGGCAAGUUCUGGUGUUAAAAGGAAGAGUCUUUUGGACGUUUAUUUGCAAGAUAAUGAUAUCCCCGUGAAGUGUAAGUCACGCCGCAUCUAAAAUUAUGUGUUAUAUAUUUAGGAGUAGGAAAUUUGCGGCUCACGUCUCUCCCUCCGCGUCCCACUGCCGAUGCACAGUUCAAAAAGCUCUAGUUUAAAGAGAAAGCUGUGUCAUACUGACUCCUGAUUAUAGCUAUUUGUCUUCACACACUGACGAGUAACUCUUGAGAGAACUUUUGAGAGUUUCCAGAUGAAGCCCUGAGACAUUUUCCUCCAUCGAUGAAAGCUGUUUUAGGACACAGCAGCAGCAAAAACCGACAGGACACUGUAGCCAUUAUAAACCUAUGCAAACUGAUCCAUCCAGUCUGCCCUCCUGAAAUGUGAAGAAUGAAAAUACAACACUUAACUCCUCUUUAGCUUGUAGCCAAUGUGUGCUCCAGACACUACAGAGGCAGCAGUUAAUGAAUGUCAUUUGCAGAUGAUAUAACGUUUAACAUACAUACAGCAGAUGUUCAACAGUAUAUAGAUGUUCCUUUGUGUUUAAAAGCACUAACAUUGCAUAAACUGCACAUUUGAACGCUCACAGUCCAAUGCACAUAGUGUGUACAGUGAAAAUAUAUUCUACAUCAUGCCUUUCCCCCGGCUGCUCUCAACUUUACUCGCUCAAAGCACUUUGUGACGCCUGCAGACACUUGAAAGUGCAGGUUUGCUCCGAUGGUUCUUCUGAUCUCACACUCUUUACCCUCUCGUUUCGUCUAGCAUCUGUUUGAAAAUGUUUACAUUGUGUGUUCAUUGAUCUCUUGUUUCUUUUCCUCCUCAUACUCUUAUCCACAUACAACCAUAUGCAUCCAUGGCAUAUUUGAGAAAUAAAUUAUGGACUAUUGAAAUUACC